UGUCUGCUGGGCGCAGGAGCAGCCUGACGUCUUGUUGGUGUGAAUGACUUAAAAAAACAGUCUGACAACAGCUCAGCAGGCGAGACGAUCACGGAAAGCCGUAGAGCACUUUUUCUUUUGGAACUUCUUCCCGCUUCCACCCUCCCUCCACCUGUAUGACUGCGUGAAGACGAAAGCGACGCACCUAUGGAGGGCACCGUUCAGGCUUCCCAGACUGGAGGCGCCUCAAAACCCAAGCCAGGUCUGGCCCCCAAACCUCGGCUCACUCCCAAGCCCUUCUCUCUGCAGAAGACCACCGCCAUUCGCUCCAUUCAUGCUCCAAAGACAAUCCCCGCUGUACCUAAGUCAAAACCAGACCAGACAGGAAAAUCAGAGGCCACAGGUGUCCCCAAACCAACUUUGACCAACCCUGCUCGAAAACUGCCUCAACCAGCUUCCACCUCACUCCCCAAACCAAGCUCCGUAAGCGUUCCGACCAAAACUCGACCAAAAACAACCGAAACAAAUGAAGCAGGCCUCCAUGAAGAGGACACUCAAAAAUCUGAUCCAGUCUCACAAAUAACUCCAUCUAAGGAGACUCCCAAAUCUGAGCCAAUCCAGAAAGGUGAUGUCGUCCAAACGAACCAUAAAGAAUCUCUAGAUACUGUAACUAAAUCAGCUUCCACCUCAGAACCCGAACCAAGCUCUGUAAGUGUGCCCACCAAAACUCAACCAGAAACAAGCAAAACAAGUGAAGCAGGCCUCCACAAAGAUGGUACUCUUGAUUCUAGUGCAGAAAAAUCAGAUCCUGUCCCACAAACCACUCCACCCAAGCAGGCAACCAAAUCUCAGCCAGCCCAGAAAGACGACGGCGUCCAAACGAACCACGAAACAUCUGCAGAUAUUGCAACUCGCUCAGAGCAGAAAGAUGGAAAAAAUAAAGAAGAAACUCAAGUAUCUGUUGUCCAGAAGGUUGAGGAGUCAAGCAGCGAUGGUUCCUCCGCAGCCAGUCCAACAUUUCGAAGGGGCAGCACGAGGAAACGUCUCUCCAUGGAGCUUACCUCAAAGUUUGAGUUAGGUGGUCUGUCUCUGCCCCCCCAACCUACUAAAGCCGUCUCUACAACCAACACCAAAGAUCAGUCAAAAAAGCCACAACCAGAGUUGAGCAAGGCAACACCAGAGCCGCAAAACAGAGAGAGUGAUGGAGCAGAAAAAACAGAGGAAUACCAUGGAGGAGACAGUAUAAAACGCAGAAUCAGUCUUCUGUUUGACUCGUCGUCGAGGCCGGAGGUCAUGACAAAGAGAGAGGAGCCAGAAAUAAUAAACGGUACAGGAGGUGUGAAAGAACGAAUCAAAAACUGGGCCGCAGAAUCAAGUUCUGAGAGCCCAAAGACAGAGAAGAAGCCUCAGGUUGCACCCCGAACUCGCUCCAAGAGCUCUGAGCCUGCAGCUGCUCCAACAGCACAGGAAACCCCCAAAAUCCCACCUGAACGUCCUGCAGCAGAGACAUCACCUCAGCCUGUGGAUCCGAUUUCAAAGGUGUCACCUGCUGAACAACCAACAGAGACCCCAUUGGAAGUAUCGAAAGACACUCUGAGUAAAGAUAAAUCACUGGAAAGCACAACAGGGACGCCAGAAGAGCAGAACAAAUCGCCAGAAGGUGAUGUCCAGCCACGCAGUUGUAUCCCAUCUACAACCAACACUGGCAACAAUGAGGGCGACUCAGCAGCAAGUGAAAGCGGUGAACCUGCACUAAAGAGGAACAACGUCAAACGUCGCUCUGUUCGCUUUGGUAUCGUGGAGAGAGAUGAUGGCGGGCCUCCACUCAUCCUGGGCUCAGCAUCUGAAUCCAGUUCAGAAGAAGAAGAAGAGGCUCAGGGGGAUGAAAUUGAUGAGGAAGUCCCCGUUUCAGUGCCUGUCUAUAAAAGAGCAGGAAUUCUUCAGAGGAAGAAUGACGAGAUCCAAAAAGAAGAAGAAGAGGAAAGACUGAAACAUCUGGAAUUUGAGAAAAAGCGACGAGCAGAAGAACAUGAGCAGGCAAAGCUUCAGUUAGAAGAAGAGCAGAAACUAGAAGAAGAAGAGAGGGAGAAAGAAAAAGCGAGACAGAGAGAGGAGGAGAAACAAAGAGAGGCGCUGAUGCAGGAGGAGAUGGAGAGACGGAGAAAGGAGGAGUGGGAGAGAGAACGGCUAGAAGAAGAGGAAAGAGAAAAGAAGAGAAUGAGAGAAGAAGAGAUGGAAAGGGAAAGGCAGAUGGAGGCAAUGUUACAGAGACAGAGAGAGGAGGAAAGAGAGAGGGCAAAACAGGAGGAAGACAGACUUAAACAAGAGCAGGAAGAGAGGGAAAAGGAGAGGCUGAAGGAAGAGAAGAGGAAAGAGGAGCGAUUGAGGGAGGAAAGAGAAAGACAGAGGCUGAAAGAAGAGGAGGAGAAACUGAUUCAAGAAAAAGAAGAGCACAGAUUGGAGAGGAAACUGAGCGAGGAGGAAAUGAAUAUAGAGAAACAAAGAGAGGAGGAGUGGGAGAAAGAAUGGGUGAAGAAGACGGAGACGUUGAAUGGAGAUGAAAGAGGCAGGGAGAGAGAGAAAGAGGAGGAGAGGAUGAGGGAAAGGCAGAGACAAGAGGAAGAGGACAGAAAACGAAGGGAGCUUGAGAGGAAAAUGCAGCAGGAACAAGAGGAAGAGAUGGAGAGAAUGAGGCAAAUGGAAAAACAGAAAGAGGAGGAGAGGAUGAGGGAAAGACAGAGACAGGAGGAAGAAGAGAGUAAAAGAAGGGAGCUUGAGAGGAAAAUGCAGGAGGAACAAGAGGAAAAAAUGGAGAGAAUGAGGCAAAUGGAAAAACAGAAAGAGGAAGAAAAAGCAAGGGAAAGACAGAAAGAAGAGAGAGAGAAAGAAAGAUUAAGAGAGGAGGCGGAGGAAAAGGAGAAGCGAUGGAGGCUGGAAGAGGAGGAGAGGAUGAGGGAAAGACAGAGACAGGAGGAAGAGGACAGAGAAAGGAGGGAGCUUGAGAGGAAAAUGCAGCAGGAACAAGAGGAAGAGAUGGAGAGAACGAGGCAAAUGGAAAAACAGGAAGAAGAAGAGAUGAUGAGGGAAAGACAGAGACAGGAGGAAGAAGAGAGAAGAAGAAGAGAGCAGCAGGAACAAGAAGAAGAGAUGGAGAGAAGGAGGCAAAUGGAAAAAGAAAGAGUAGAGGAGCUGGAGAGUAAGAUGCGAGAGGAACUGGAAAGAAAGCAAGCAGAUGAACUCAAAGAACAGCUUAGAAAAGAGGAGGAGAGAAAAAGAGAAGAACUUGAGUUGACCAGCAGGGAGCAAGAGUUGGUAGCAAACAAAGAGGAGCAAAGCUUAAUCAGUUUUGAUGAUGAUGAUUUGGCUCAGAAAUCAGAAGCACCACAAUCCCCCUCAGCAAAAAUCUAUGAGCCUUCAGAGAGUGUCCUAGAUGUUGUUUAUGAUGACUUCUCAGUGAAAAAGCCUCAAAUCGAUGUGGAUUUUGAUGAUUUUUCAGUCAAACCAAGGAAAAGGGCCUUGCAGGCCAAACCAGAAACUACUACCUAUAGAUGGGCAGCUGAUCUUAUGGAUAAAGAGGAGGAGGAAGAGGAGGAGGGGGAGCUGCUGGUGCCGCUGGAUGUCACAUCUCAGAAAUACAACAUAUCAGAGCAGGUGGACAAACCAGACAGCCCUGAACCCACACCGGCUCAGGAGGAGGCAGAGGAAGAAGAGGUGGAGGUGGAGAAGGAGAAGCCAGAGGAGGAAGAAGAGGAGACGGAGAGGGAGGAAGAAGAAGACAAGCAGGAGGUGCAGGUUAACAGUUUCUCCACAAUUGAUGACAACAAAGACACUGAUGCUUUGAUAAGCAGUGAACCAGACCCGCAGGAUGGAGUCUGUGAACUAACAUCUGAAACCGGCAGUUCGGAGCUUGUUCCUGAAGAUGCUGAUACCACUGAUUUGCACAAAGAGCCAGAGUUGGCUCCUUUCCCUGAGAGCUCCACUCCUCUCCUUGACACCAGUGCACAGAGAUCCAGGGCAGACCUGGGUAAGAGGCGAAUCCGAUCGCGUCCGUCACGCUCAGUCCACACAGGGAUGACACAGAUGGAAGGACUCGACUGGAGGGCCCAUGACUCCACAGACCCAAAGGAGGCAACUUUGAAAGAAAGGGAGUCUGAUUCUGAGGAGGAUCAGCCUCCACCAAAGACCGGCAGUUCUCUUCCUCCCGCUUCCCACAGAGUCCCCGUGUUCCCUGGUUUGAGCCCUCCAGGUCUACUUGCUUGGCGUAAGAGAAAAACUAGUGAAGGAGCAACUUUACCACAUGAAGAAAAGGCCAGAGAGGAGAAAGAAAUUCUAAAUGAGGAAGCAGCACCAUCUCCCUCACAGCUCUCGCGCUCUCCUCGCUCUGCUGCACAUCUCGCAGGGGCUGCACGGGUGCUGCCACCCAUAGGCGGCAAGGACGGAGGUGCCGUCUCGUCGCCCGCUUGGCUGAAAGAGUUGAAGUCUAAGAAGCGUAUGAGUCAGCAUGGUGGUGAUUCUUAGUCAGGAGACACUGCUGCUGCUGUUCAGCCAGAAUCAGUCCACUUGUGCUGCUACUCCUGCUGCUGACAGACACCUUGACAUGAUUGCUGCAUUCUGCACUUCGAGUGCCUUAUUUUGGACCUUUAUUGAGAAUUUAGGCUUCUGCUGAACACAGAGGCAAUCAAGAACUUUUUACAGCUUGUAAAUGAAAUAUAGUGCCAAGGCUGUGUGCCCAGGCUAUGAUGUGUCAAUGCCAAGGGCAUGUUUUUUCAACUGUUGUAUUGAGGCUCAGUGGGAUGCCAGUGGACUUCAGAGCAAAGCCAUGGACUGUCUUAUUGUUUCAAUGUAUCUGUCACACACUGACAAGGACUGAUGACAGGAAGCCUUCAGCAGGGAAUCUACAUUCAUACACAUGCCUUUAUAUACUUGUGAGGACACUCGUUAACAUAAAACAUUCCUUUGCUCCUUAUUCUAAUCCUCACACAUCACAACUUAAUAUUUAACCCCUGAUUUACAUCUGCUAAAACCCUAGACCAUAAGAUAACCCUCUAAGAACCCUGAAUAGACAACCAAAAUCCCCACAGUGGUUUUAAACUUAAAUCUGUCCACAUAAAUAUAGAAAGACAUGUAAAAGUAUAAAGAUAUGUACAUAAAUACUGAAUAUAACAGUGUGUGUUUAGUUUAAAUUUUACAAAUUUCUUUUACACAUUAUAACCAAUCACAAGUCGUCUCAAGUAAAUCUUCAAGCACUUUAAGAGAAAUUAUAACAAAUUACUGUCCAUACAAUACAUCCAAGCAAUAGAAUAAUCCCAUAUGUCCAGAGAUGAUUUUUUUUGUCUAGUUUAUUUUUAAAAAAAAGUUUCCUCAGGACUUAAAUAAGUACUACCUGAUAUUACUAAUACACUCAGUAGCUGGUCAGAAAAUCAAAAGCAAGAUGAGAUAAGAUAUUUGGGGUGUAAAAACAGAACCCAGAUGUUUGGUUUGUACAUUUUUAAUUCUAGAAAAAUGCAGUAAUCUGUUCGAGAUUCUUUUAUGUGCCUUUUUAAUGUGCACAAAUGACUGUCAUGAAUUCUGUAAUCAUUUAUGAUCAACAUACUGUAUAUUAAGAGGAAAUUGAGGGAAUUUUAUUAAAACUUUUUUCUAUGAAA
Molecule: messenger RNA, 5624 nt
Organism: Amphiprion ocellaris (clown anemonefish)
Lineage: Eukaryota; Metazoa; Chordata; Actinopteri; Pomacentridae
Product: golgin subfamily A member 6-like protein 24
Exons: 10
Coding region: 187-4497 (1436 amino acids)
Source: RefSeq, a predicted model, not a curated record